AUGACUUCAUCUGAGCCAUCUGAGACUCCCUCCUCAACUUUGGAAUUUACUACUUUGCCGCCUACAGCAAUGCUAGUUGUUGGGGGAACGCCACAACCGACUGGAACUGAAGAAGCAAACACCUUACUGCCGUCGCCGAUACUGAUUGAUGGACCAUCACAAAGUACCACUCCAUCUCAUUUUCCGACUUUUGCUCCGGUAUCGACUUCAACACUUUCACCAAAUCCAAGUGCAUCGCCAUCUGGUAUCACAAGUCUAGAGCCUUCAGCUUCCCCUUCGUUGGCACCAACACUGGCACCUGUGGUGGAUCCAACUUCGCCACCGACGAGCGCACCCACCGUAGCAUCAUCUCUUGAGCCGACUUUUGUUCCAUCAAUUUCACCAAGCACACAAGAUUGCCAUCUGCUACCGACUCACUCUUGUCUUAGUCUAGCUGGGAAAGGAGCCAUCACAAUCGGAUCUAAUUCUUACACUGCAGCGAACGCUUGCGAAUUCGCAACUGUGGGGACCAUUGGCAACUGGAACAGCCAGUAUUGUACGGCUGCUGGAUCAUGUUCCGGUUUGGAAGAAUAUGAGCCGACCGAUCGAUUACCAUCUUCACCACGAUCGAUGACAGUCGGGAACAACAGUUGCAAUCGUGAGAAUUGUUGCGCGUGCAUGACUGUUGUCCCUGAUGACAGCUGCAAUGUACUCGUGUUCACAGCACGGUAG
Cylindrotheca closterium is the source of this 711-nucleotide messenger RNA. Lineage: Eukaryota; Bacillariophyta; Bacillariophyceae; Bacillariales; Bacillariaceae. The record is from the annotation of a GenBank genome assembly.